Messenger RNA from Hirundo rustica (Barn swallow), 937 nucleotides. Its product is annotated as sodium/potassium-transporting ATPase subunit alpha-3-like. Gene Ontology annotation, biological process: proton transmembrane transport; potassium ion import across plasma membrane; intracellular sodium ion homeostasis. Gene Ontology annotation, cellular component: membrane. The transcript has 6 exons. Bases 206 to 937 code for a protein of 243 amino acids. Lineage: Eukaryota; Metazoa; Chordata; Aves; Passeriformes; Hirundinidae. The record is from RefSeq and is a predicted model, not a curated record. Gene Ontology annotation, molecular function: ATP hydrolysis activity; ATP binding; P-type sodium:potassium-exchanging transporter activity.
GGAUUUUCCCAAAAGCCCGUCCUUUCGCCCCAAACCCGCCCAGGUGGACAACUCCUCGCUGACCGGGGAGUCGGAGCCGCAGACGCGCUCCCCGGAGUUCACGCACGAGAACCCUCUGGAGACGCGCAACAUCACCUUCUUCUCCACCAACUGCGUCGAGGGCACGGCCCGCGGCGUGGUGAUCGCCACCGGUGACCGCACCGUCAUGGGCCGCAUCGCCACGCUGGCCUCGGGGCUGGAGGUGGGCAAGACGCCGAUCGCCGUGGAGAUCGAGCACUUCAUCCAGCUCAUCACCGGCGUCGCCGUCUUCCUCGGCAUCUCCUUCUUCAUCCUCUCCCUCAUCCUGGGAUACACCUGGCUGGAGGCCGUCAUCUUCCUCAUCGGCAUCAUCGUGGCCAACGUGCCCGAGGGGCUGCUGGCCACCGUCACGGUGUGCCUGACGCUGACGGCCAAGCGCAUGGCGCGCAAGAACUGCCUGGUGAAGAACCUGGAGGCCGUGGAGACGCUGGGCUCCACCUCCACCAUCUGCUCCGACAAGACCGGGACCCUGACCCAGAACCGCAUGACCGUGGCGCACCUGUGGUUCGACAACCAGAUCCACGAGGCCGACACCACCGAGGACCAGUCCGGCACCGCCUUCGACAAGAGCUCUCCCACCUGGGUGGCGCUGAGCCACAUCGCCGGGCUCUGCAACCGCGCCGUCUUCAAGGGCGGCCAGGAGAACGUGCCCAUCCUCAAGCGGGACGUGGCCGGCGACGCCUCCGAGUCGGCGCUGCUGAAAUGCAUCGAGCUCUCCUCGGGCUCCGUCAAGGUCAUGCGGGAGCGCAACAAGAAAGUGGCCGAGAUCCCCUUCAACUCCACCAACAAGUACCAGCUCUCCAUCCACGAGACCCCUCCUUUAAAUCCCCCUCCCCAAAUCCCACAAAUCCCUAAAUAA